Cuscuta europaea is the source of this 5989-nucleotide messenger RNA. The record is from the annotation of a GenBank genome assembly. NCBI's taxonomy places the organism in Eukaryota, Viridiplantae, Streptophyta, Magnoliopsida, Solanales, Convolvulaceae.
GAUUUAAUUAAUGUUUAAUGUCUCUUGUAUUAAGAAUUGGUCUCGUAAUUUGGUCCAUGCUUAAAUAACUGCAGUUCAAAAAAUUGUUCUCAUAUUUCCUUAUCGAGGGUGACAGGAGAGCGAGAGGCAAAGGAGCAGAUCAAACGCAAUAUUGAAGACGUGUGUUCUCUCUGUUUUCCUGUUGUAGUCUUAAUCAGCUUAAUAUGUUGGGUAUAUUUUCAAGACUUUCCGUCAUCAAGGGUGGGCAUAGAAGAGCUCAAAGUGCACUUGAUAAGAGAGAAGAUUUGGGCUCUAAGUUGGAGGGGGGAACAGUUGUUGGCACUGCCUCUGCUGCUGUUUUGGCGGGCGAUGGAUGCACCCAUCAUGGCAUUACUGAGGUUGAAAUCGCAUUCAAUCCAGCCGAACAUCCGAGUGAGCCGUUUGCUGACAACAACAAUGAUAACCCUAUUUAUUGCCCAUUGCCUGAACCUCCUGCUGCUUCUAUACUAAAUGUACGUUUCCAUGCAACUUAUUAGCUAUCUCCUUUAACAGACACAUGUAUAUAAGAUGCGUUCUAAUAGAAAGAAGUCUUAGUCUUAAUAUGAGAAAUGUGAAUCAUUUUUUGCAGCGAGAUUUAAUUUUAUUGCAGUAAAAGAGUUUCAUGCCGCACUAAAAGAUAUGUGCGGUUAUAUUUUCAUAAAUCCUUCACAAAAUGUCACGUUACAUCUUCUUAAUGCAACAUGAAGUGCAACAUUAUCAAAUUCUAAUGCAACAUUGGGUUAUUUUAGUGCAACAUUGUCUAAUCGAAAUGCUAAUGAAAUAUGAAACUGUUUUAGUCAACUCAACCGUCAAGGUUCAUACUCAUUUCUCACAUUAGAUGCAUUUCUAACUUGAACACAUAUAUAUAUAUAAUUAGGUUCAAGUGAGAAAAUGAUCUUAGCAGAUAAAUGAGAAUGAAUCUGGACCGUUAGUUUGAUAGAUGCUCUAAUUUCGUAACAGUAAAUUGAUCACUAUUAUUGAGGUAAAAUUGCAGAAAGGAAGAAGAUACAGACGAGGUGCUUCGAGAGGCCUCAACUCUCCCAGAUCCCAAUUUCCCAAAUCCAAAAUCUGCCUACCUUUCUAUUCACAGCUCACCCUAUUUAUUCUUUUUCUAAUGGACCACCCCGCUUUCAGUUAUAGGGCCUAAACCCCUAUUAUUAUACAAUAUUAAGCGACCUAGUAGCAUUCUUCUUAUUCUAGUACUAUCCUCUGUUCUUUAAUUCUUGCAACAAUUUGACUUUCACGUUUGCCAACGCACAACUUUGACUGUAAUUAUAUUUAAUUAUGUAUUAGUAAACAUUAUAAAAAUUUGAUAUUUUGGAAAUUCACAUUGAUAGGAAUUUAAUAACAUUUUAUACAUAAUAAUUUGAUUAUGUAUAUUAGUAGAAAAUCGUGCUUAAAGUAAGGUCUGUGAAUACUGAAUAGUGCAAAAAUCACAAUGUUGCAAGAAUUAAAGAACGGAGGAAGUAUUGUUUUAGGUCUCUAUCAUCACCCCCGACAACCACCUUGUCCUCAAGGUGGGGAGUAAGAAACAGCCAUGCCAUUUAGUUUCAUCUUGAUGCCUCUUCCUUCCCAGUACGUCCUCGCUUGCUUAUCAACUCUCAGCCAUAUUUCCUCAUCUUUUAUAUUGCUGGGACCCUCACAUUUUGUUCUGUUUCUUUCCGGAUCAACCUCUUCCCGGGACUUGGUCAGUGCCAUUAAGUAGUCCUUAACUGAUGCUUGUUCUAAAAUUUUCUGCUUAAUCACAGAAACCCCUUGCUCCUCUUUGACUACAGAUGUAGAGGGAAUGAGAAACACAAUAUUUGGGCUCUUAUGCAGAUAAUCACAAAUAUAUGCUCUUUCUUCUGUCUGCUUGAUAAAAAUCGUUAGGGCAGCAACUUCUGCUCCCCAAAGAUUUGUUAGAAGGAACCCAUGUUUCUCUUUCAACCAUUUUGUUAGGGACCCGGUAGAAUAAGAGUAAAUAAGAAAUGUAAUAGAUAGAGUAGUAUAAAUAGAAGGGAGUGGGCAAUAAAGAGUAGGCUGUUUAGACGUUUUAAUCUGGGACUUGGGAAGAUCGAGAACUUUCUCUUUCUUUUGGGGGGCUUCGGCCAGAUUUAUUGUUCAUCGCUAAUAAAGUUUGCUGUAGUUUCUUUGAAUUGUUGUUCAUCUUUCUGUUAAUGUUCAGUAUACCUGGGGAAGUCUAACAGGAACGAUGGAAGAUUGGGGGCUGUUUUGGGAAAAAAUGCGCGAAGAUACCAGGCGUUUGUGCGAAAGGAUACGCAAAAUAAGCCCGCAAAGAAACAAUCGGCACUCGCAGAAAGAGUCGCGAACUAAUUCGCACUCGCAGGAGUUGCAGAAAGAGUCGCGAACUGUUUCGCACUUGCGAAAGAAGCCGCGCGAAGAAGUGGGGAAGCUCGGGGAAAAGGAUAAGCGAGAAAAAAUGGAGAAAGAGAAACGCUCAACCCUAGAAAACGAAAAGCGCUCAAACAUGGAGAAGGAGAAGAGCUCAAAACCAGAGAAAGAGAAGUCUUCAAACCUGGAGAAGGGGAAGCCCAAGCUGCGACAAAAAUGUCGUAGGCGAGGAUGGUCAAGGACUGUGCGUCGCUGCUUGAAUUCGAAAAGCAAAUACCCUUCUCAGUCACAAGAUACUUCUUCCGGUCCUCUGGUUUUGACUAGAGCAGACAAGUCCAGUUCGAAAUCUUUAUUUGAAUUUCCAGAGUCGCAGCAGAAUUUGGUUAUUCAGCAGAACACCUAUGGAGAAGAGGAAUUCAGUGAUAAACCAUCAGUUAAUCUUGAACCUGAAGAUGGAACAGUUGUUGGAUUCUCCAGAAAUCAUAUCAGGCCGGCCUGACGAAAACAACCAUCAAGACAAGGCCAUUGGGGCCUCUCGAUUGAAUUUUUAGCUGAAAUUUGGUGGGCAUAAACUAAACUUGAUGUUGAACAUGCUCAAAAAAUUUCAUCAAAAAAUUCCACCGGGAAGGCCCCAAAUGCCCUCAGCCGGACGGCAAGUCCUGUCAAGGCGACCUAACAAGACUGCUACUCUCUCUCUAUAUAUAUGGGAUUUGGUGCAUUAAACCCGACGUAAAACACAUGUUCGUAAAACACCAGGUGAACAGUAAGAAUCGACGGGUGAUGAAUAUGAGUGGUAAAGAUCGGCGAGUGAGGAAUCCAUCGAACUUGGAAAUUCUCCCAUCGAUUGCGUCGCACUUUGACGGAAAAUGAGAGCUGAUGAAGGAACCUGGGAAAAAAUCUGCGAAGAAACCUGCAAACUGGGGACAUCAACUACGAAUUGCGAACUGGGAGGAACUGUUCGCAACUGCGAACUAGCCUCUUGUGCUUGCGAUGAUGCUGACAGACUGCAAGAAGAAGUUUGCGACCAAUCCUGUGAACUCAGAAACGGUUCGUGACUGCGAACUGUGAGACGAAGUUCGCGACUUACCUCUGGCUUCAGACGAUGUACGACUCUCAUGUACAGUGGUGCCUUGAAGUUCUUGAUUUUCUUCGUUCAUGUCGAGCGUUCUGCUGCAGGAUCAAUUCACGCCAUUCCGUGAUCUCUUUCCGCCUUUGCGUGUGAUAGCGUUCAAAAUUGCGUUCCAGGAUCUCCAGUCUACUUUCCAUCGUUCCUUGAGUAGCUGACGCUCUGAUACCAAUGUUAGGUACUAGCUAAUUUCACAGUAAAUUCAAGAAUCAAGAUGAAGAAGAUAGAGAGGGUGUAUCAAGUGAAAGUGUCGUUUAACAGAAAUUGUAGAAAGAGAAAUACAAAGGCAGUUUAAGAGUGCCCACUCUCCAAGUCCCAAGCCUAAUUGAUAAUUCCAAAAACUCCUUUCUAUUCUACCCUUAACCUCUAUUUAUACUAACUCUAAUACUCUUCUGAUUUCUUAUUAUUCUAUGUGGGUGCCUAUCAGUUUUGAAACUCAUUGUGAGUUCAGAAAAAUCCCGUGACACAGCUCCCGAAGUUUGCAACCACUUAAUGCCAAGUACCAACUCAAAACCUCCUAGGGGCAAGAUGUAUAGUCGAAUCUGAAAGAGUUGGGCUCCUUUUUGUAUGCAGACGUUGGACCAUAGCCGGGGCCUGCAUUUUUUUCGCCAUUCGCCACAGCACUUGGAGUCCAUGACAGUCUUGGAUGGAUACUCAGCCCCAACUUCUUUUCCGUCCCUUCAUUAAUAAAGUUGUCAGUGCUGCCAGAAUCGAAGAGGGUCUUAACAGGCUGCUCGUUGUUAUAUACAAAAACUUGCAUAGUUUGUGUGUGAGUAACACCAGUGAUGCAGUGUAGAGAAAUUUUAAAAUCAACUAUAUCGUCAAUUGGUGUGGACUCGCCACUUUCUACCUCCUCAAUUUCUAGAUAAAUGGUUACGGAAAAACUGUUCGCAUUGGUGAAGCCAACCGAGCGGAUCCUUCUUACCACUUAACACGGGGAACUCCAAACGUGGAAACUUUGGCAGGACAGUACUAGAGUGUCCACCUCUCCUGUUGUCCACCAUUUCUGUAGAGGGAGGAGGGUUUGUAGCAGAGAUAGCAUUGGUAUUUGAACUCGAACGAAGCAAGUCAUGUAUGGCUGUAACUUGGGCCUCAAGGGAAAGCAUGCAAUCGUUCGUGGAGGCGGUGGAGCCUUCUGUUGCGGUUGGUUGUUCCUGGGUACCCAUGACAACUGUCUCGAAUACCAAAUUGUUACAGGCCCGGGUUUGAGAUCGCGUCACAGGACGGUUCGAGGGAGUUAGGUUAUUAGUUUCAGAGGAAGAAGAAAAAUGUAUAUAUUUAAGAGUAUAAUAGGAGAUGUUGUUGAAUUCUCCAAACUCCCUAGCUAAACUAAUUGGGCAAUUUUCUGAUAUGUUUUUAUUUAAAUCAUUCUUCUCUUAAAUAAAGAUAGGAAAUUACAACCACUCCUAAAAACUAGGAAAGUGGAUCCAUGAUCUUAAACUGCUAAUAUGUAAAGCACUAGUUUUAAAUAACCAACAACUAGCCUAUGAUUAAAAACUAACACACACGAAUUUUAAAAAACAAUACCAAUUAUUUUAUACAACGCUGCAGCAUGUUUUACAGGUCUCUUUGCUGUUUGCGAUGUUGGUAGGUCCUAACAAGGAAUGUAUAACUAUCACAAUGCCUCUUCCUAUGGUGGUUAUCUUUCUCUCAAUCCUUCCUUUCCGGAUAUACUGCUCUUAUACCUGGUGUAAUAACCUGGUUCCCUUAAAAGGAAUAUUGUAACUUAGUAUGAGGCACCAUUCGUAAUUCUUCCUCACAACUUAGUUACUCCAUUCAAAGACAUGUAUUGUUGGUGCAUGAGUCUCUCGACCAGAAAAGUAUCCCACAACCACUGCCUCCUUGUUGAAUCUUUGCUCAUCCCCUCUAACUUCAAUGAAGCUCGUCGUCCAAUGGUAAAGAUCAUAGCCUGGCAACGUCCUAAAAACGCCCCACCUUAAGCUUAAUUUGGCACGAUUCAGAAAAGAGAUAAUUAUGCGCCUGGAGCGCUCAUUAGAAAUGAUAAAAGAAGAAUUUGCAGCAGAUGCUACAUUCAAAGUGAGUGCUCCUCUCAACAGGAAGCUGAUUUAACAUCACUAUAUAAGGCCCUUGCAUGGAGUUGGUGAAUUGGCUUAACUAGCUUGGAGGAUGGAAGAAUUUGGAAAGAGAGAGUUUUGAGCGUGCCAAAACAAUCGGCUGAUUUGCCAGUCAUGCAGAAAGAGGCCUUAGCUACAACACAUAGGGACCCCACUGGCCACCCUAUUUGUUCAUCUAUCAGUGCACCAGAGCACAAUAUUCUCAGAUUGCUUGAAGAUCCUUGAAUUCAUCUCAAAUUUUGUUUUAUCAUGUAUUUUAUAUUCCUUCAACUAGUCUUUCACUAUAGUAAACAAACUACAUAGUCAUUCAAAACUAUUAGCAUUAGCUACUUUAUCUAUUAAUCUUGAAAAAAAUCCAAUAAUCUUACUCAUGUCAACAAAUUAACAUAGCGCUAUGUAAAAAGUGACAGUAAGAAAUUAGAGAAGCUUCCUCGUUUAU